Molecule: messenger RNA, 2951 nt
Organism: Larimichthys crocea (large yellow croaker)
Lineage: Eukaryota; Metazoa; Chordata; Actinopteri; Sciaenidae
Gene: prpf3
Product: PRP3 pre-mRNA processing factor 3 homolog (yeast)
Exons: 17
Coding region: 202-2334 (710 amino acids)
Biological process (GO): mRNA splicing, via spliceosome
Cellular component (GO): U4/U6 x U5 tri-snRNP complex
Source: RefSeq, a predicted model, not a curated record
CUCACGAAGAAGCGGCAUCAUCCAUUUCCGCUUCCAGGUCUCGGUUUAGAAACGUCGUGUGAACGGCGCCACCGAACAGAAAGUUUCUCCUGAAAACUUCCCGGUUUGAGUAGUUGGCGCAUCUUUAACUGACUCUUUUCACUUUGACGUGUGUUACGUAAACGACCUGAUUCAAGGAUAAAGGCGGAAGCGAGAGGAUUGAUGAUGUCUCUUCCUAAACGGGAGAUGGAGGAGUUGAGGCCGUGGGUGGAGCGCACUGUGAAGAAGGUGCUGGGUUUCUCUGAGCCCACGGUGGUGACAGCGGCUUUGCACUGUGUUGGAAAGGGGCUGGACAAAAGGAAGACCACAGACCAGCUGCGUCCCUUCCUCGAUGAGUCUGCUGGAGGUUUUGUGGAGCGUCUUUUUGAAGCUUUGGAGGAAAGCCGCACUGCCCGUGGCAACAGAGGAGCAGGCGAAAAGAACCGCAAGAGAGACCUUAAGGAUGUGUUUGGUGAUGAGUCAGAAACCGGUGCAGUACGAGAGGCUCCAGAUCCCGGAGACGGGACAGUAGCUAAGCGGAAGCGGGUCCCUCGCUUUGAGGAGGUGGAGGAGCCUGAGGUCAUACCUGGACCUCCAUCUGAGAGCCCUGGCAUGCUCACCAAAAUGCAGAUAAAACAGAUGAUGGAGGCAGCCACAAAACAGAUAGAAGAGAGGAAGAAACAACUGAGCUUUGCCUCUUCAGUCCCUGCUUCUCCACGGUUACCUGUUCCCACGUCACAAAUGGAAAACCCUCCCGUCUCACGACUUCUUGGUGCUCCUGCUGCAGCAGCUGCAGGUGGUGGGUCAUCUAUCGCACCCUCCCAGGCUGCCAGCUUCAUGAAUGAUGCUAUCGAGAAGGCCCGCAAAGCUGCUGAGCUGCAGGCCCGCAUCCAGUCUCAAUUAGCCAUGAAACCUGGUAUCCUCGGAGCCUUAGGGAACACCGGACCUCACAACCUAGUGGCACUAGCCAAUCUACACGCUAUGGGAAUUGCCCCACCGAAAGUAGAAGUGAAGGAGGUGAACAAGCCAACACCUCUUAUUCUGGAUGACAAGGGAAGAACUGUAGAUGCCAGUGGCAAAGAGGUUGAGCUCACGCACCGUAUGCCCACACUGAAAGCGAACAUUCGAGCUGUAAAGAGGGAGCAGUUCCGUCAACAGCUGAAAGAGAAGCCUGGGGACGACUUGGAGUCCACAUCCUACUUCGACCAACGUGUGUUUAUUACGCCAGCUCAGCGCCCUCGCCGGGCCUUCAAGUUCCACGACCAGGGACGCUUUGAGAAGAUUGCACAGAGAAUUAGAACAAAGGCCCAGUUGGAAAGGUUGCAAAACGAGAUUGCACAGGCAGCAAAGAAGACAGGAAUCCAAGCAUCCACCAAGCUCGCUCUGAUUGCCCCUAAGAAAGAGAUCGGAGAAGGGGAGGUGCCCAACAUUGAGUGGUGGGACUCUUUUAUCCUGCCCUACAACAUAAACCUAACGCCAGACACACAAUUUGACGAGUUGGAGCUUUUUGGUGUGACCAACCUGGUAGAACAUCCUGCACAGAUUAGUCCUCCAGUUGACACGGAUAAGCCAGUAACGCUGGGUGUAUACCUGACAAAGAAAGAACAGAAGAAACUGAGGAGACAGACACGAAGGGAGGGACAAAAAGAAGUUCAAGAGAAGGUUCGUCUGGGACUGAUGCCUCCACCAGAACCCAAAGUACGCAUCUCCAACCUGAUGAGGGUACUCGGGACAGAAGCGGUUCAGGACCCCACAAAAGUGGAGGCCCAUGUCAGAGCACAGAUGGCCAAGAGACAAAAGGCUCACGAGGAGGCCAAUGCAGCCCGCAAGCUCACAGCGGAGCAGAGGAAAGAGAAGAAGGUCAAGAAGUUAAAAGAAGACCUCACUAACGGUGUUCACAUUGCUGUGUACAGGAUCCGUAACCUGCAAAAUCCUGCUAAGAAGUUUAAAGUAGAGGCCAAUGCCAACCAGCUGUACCUGACGGGCACCGUAGUUCUUCACAGAGACGUCAACCUUGUUGUGGUGGAGGGAGGCCCUAAAUCCCAGAAAAAGUUCAAGAGGGUGAUGAUGCACAGAAUCAAGUGGGAGGAACACAACAGUAAAAGAGAUGAUCCAGAUGGUGAUGACGAUACAAAGAGGAAUAACAAGUGCUGGUUGAUUUGGGAGGGCACAGCUAAAGAUCGUAGUUUUGGGGAUAUGAAGUUCAAGCAGUGCCCCACAGAGAGCAUGGCCAGAGAACAUUUCAAGAAACACGGCACAGAACACUACUGGGAUCUAGCUCUCAGCAAGAGCGUGUUGGACAGCACAGAUGACUGAAACCUGCCCGGAGAGCGUGUUGUUCCAGUUAACGUCCCCUCUUUCUACAAGCCCCCAGAACAACAGCCUCUCAAACCACUGCUGACUGGCUGCCUUCAAACGUGGGGCAGACUACAUCAAGAGACUUUGAAUGGAAAAGGAUGAACAAUAAACGUGCGUGUGGAUGUUUCUGUGAUGAGACAGACGGGGUGUGUGCGUAGGACGAUAUGAGUGUGUGCGCCUGCAUCAGUGUCCAUCUCUUUGGUGGUAGGCUAUUGUGUUAUCUGUUAUCGACUAUAAUGUGACAGAUUGCACUGAGAAAUGUAAAUCAUCCUCCCAAGGCUUUAUGUGAUGACAGGGUCAGAUUUAUGACUUAACUUUUGUGAUGUACCCUGAUAAUAAUCCCGGUUUAAAUCAAGCAGUUAUUAAUAAAAACUCCACCUCAUCAGUGAAUGCCACAUUUAGAGUAAACCUGGAAGAAUUACUGGGUAAUGUUACAGCAUUGUUAUAAGUAUCAUUACAGGUAAAGUUCAGAGUUUAAAGCUUAUUUUUUUCGAUCAAAUCCUUGUCUCACCUGUAGCUAUACUUCGCUUUAACGUUACAGUCACAGCCUUAAAUAAACAACAAAAUUGAAUCGA